Molecule: messenger RNA, 843 nt
Organism: Symbiodinium natans
Lineage: Eukaryota; Dinophyceae; Suessiales; Symbiodiniaceae
Source: the annotation of a GenBank genome assembly
AUGGGCUCCUCGUGGUCGUCAUGGGAUCCGCUGUCUGUUUGCACUGGAGGUCCAGAGCCUUCGCAGCCUUCGCAAUCGGAUGCAGAGCAUCAAGUGAAUCAAAGGGCUCAGGCGGAGUUCGUGAGACACGCUGAAGAGCUAGAAGAGGCCAUGAUGCAAGAGGCAAUGUACCAAAGCCUGGUGCACGAGCACGAGCCGAGUGAGGUACACGAGGAUGCUGAUUUACAGGAGGCCCUUCAGCAGAGCCUUCGGCCGGCAGCGCCCCCCGAGUGCCCCACGGAGGAGUCGAUCCGGUUGCAGACUCUGCUGGACUUCCUGGGAAUGAAGCGGCUGGAUGUUGGGUCCACAAACCUGAGUGAAGGUGGAUCGCUCUUGAGCAACCAGUGCUUCUAUCUUGCAAUAGCCAGGAGCUGGCUUGCCUCUGCAGACAACGGAAGUGGGAUGCUGGUUCGGGAUUCUGCGCUGCAGCUGAAGCGAGAGAUUGAAGCGUGCGUCUUCUGCGCUCGGGGCGAUGCAGGUGAGCUGGGUGACGAGGCGGAGGCUUACACGGACUACUUGUCAUGCGUGGUUCAAGGGCAGAGUCCGGCAUCGGCUUCGGCCAUUACAGACCUGGCCAUUGCCAUUUUUGCAUCGAGCCUGGGCGGGAUUGAAGCCUACGUGGGAAAAGGUUAUUCAUCUCUUCCUCGCGAGCAGCAGGUUUCGAAUCUGGCACUCGUUUGGCACCGUCCGGGUCACUUCGAGGCCGUGGUCGCCAUUAACGGAGGCAAGAUGGACAUCAACCUGGGAGAGCUCAUAGACAUUGCGCAAAGUCAGAAUGUCGUUGCCGCAGUCGUACAAGCGUGA